AGAAGGGAGACGUAGUCCAAAUCAUGAUCGUCCUAACAUGUCGACUACUGGAAAAGCAAAGCUGAACAUUGUGCUGUGUGGAAAUAAUUCAGCACUCAACAACUCAGUGUCUAAAAUGUUUAGAGGCAAAACAAGUAAAUCUCAGAAAGAGAUGAGUAAAGUGUGUCAGAAGAGAGAGGGAACGAUUCAUGGACGGCAGAUCAGUGUAAUCGAGCUUCCAGCUCUCACUCGACUCUCAGAGGAAGAAGUGAUGCGGGAGACGCUCCACUGUCUGUAUCUCUGUGAUCCUGGAGUUCAUCAUUUCAUCCUUGUCACUCCUGUCAGUCCACUUACUAAUGAAGACAAAGCAGAAAUGGAGAAGAUUAAAGAAAUUUUUAACUCACUAGAGCACUUCAUGGUGCUUUUCAUUACUGAACUCACUGCUGACAAACGUGUGUCAGAUUUUGUGAAAUCCACAGAAUCUCAGCAUGUUGUGAGUCUCUAUGGGAGUUUGCACACUGUGAUGGGGUUAAAGGACCAGAAAAACUCAGAAAAGAUCUCAGAUCUGUUUGAUUGUAUAGAGAACAUGAAGAUCGAACCCUAUUCUCUUCAGAUGCAUAUAAGAGCUUCAGAGAAGAGAGUCAGACAUGAACUAGAGGAGAAACUGAGAGUGAAAGAUGAUGAAAUCAAAGAAUUACAGCAGAAGAUCAAGACACCGGAUUCAAAAGAAAGAGAAGAUGAACUGAGGAUUGUGCUGCUGGGAAAAACUGGAGUUGGGAAGAGUUCAACUGGAAACACCAUUUUAGGAAGAAAAGCAUUUUUAUCAGACAUUUGUCAAACAUUUAUUCCUAAAGUGUGUCAGAGAGAGACAGCUGUAAUCAACGGCAGAUACAUUACUGUGAUCGACACUCCAGGACUGUUUGAUACUGAACUCACUAAUGAGGAGAUCCAGAGAGAAAUGAGUAACUGCAUCUCCAUGAUUCUGCCUGGACCACAUGUGUUCAUCACUGUGAUCAGUUUAGGACAAAGAUUCACUCAAGAAGAACAAACAGCAGUGAAGAUCAUCCAAGAGACGUUUGGUGAAAACUCUUUAAUGUUCACCAUGGUGCUCUUCACCAGAGGAGAUGAUCUGAAUGACAAAACCAUAGAACAGUGUUUGGGGAAAUCUGGAUCUGCUCUAAAUCAGCUGAUUGAAUCGUGUGGAAACAGAUUCCAUGUGUUCAAUAAUAAAGAGACCAGAGACCAAACACAGGUGACUGAUCUACUGCAGAAGAUAGACAACAUGGUGAAAACAAACGGAGGGAGUUACUACUCAUGUAAGAUGUUCAGAGAGAUGGAAAGACAAACACAAGAACAACAGAAGAACAUAUUGAUGGAGAGAGUGGAGCAACUGAACAGAGAAAGAGAAGAACUGAUGAACAAACAUGAAGAAGAGCAAAAGAAGAUGAAGAUGAUGAUGGAGGAAGAAAGACAGAAUCACGAGAAAGAGAGAAAGAGAACAGAAGAAGAAUUUAAAGAAAGAGAGGAACGAUAUAAAAGAGACAUUAAAGAAAGAGACGAACAAGAGAGAAAGAUACGAGAGGAGAUGAAGAGAGAACGAGAGGAAUGGGAGAAACAGAAACAGCUGGAACGACGAAGAAGAGAAGAAGAGGAGGAGAAAUGGAGAAAGAGAGAACAGGCGAU
Molecule: messenger RNA, 1662 nt
Organism: Labeo rohita (rohu)
Lineage: Eukaryota; Metazoa; Chordata; Actinopteri; Cypriniformes; Cyprinidae
Product: GTPase IMAP family member 4-like
Exons: 3
Molecular function (GO): GTP binding
Source: RefSeq, a predicted model, not a curated record